AUGGUCUCGCAGCCCGAACCCAACCCGUCUUCCGCGCUCGCACCCCAUCCUCAUCACCAUCAUCACUCGCGACGCGGGCACCACCCAUCGUCAACGACCGCCUCCUCCGUCGCCUCCCGCCCCUCGCUGUCCCGCACCAAGCGCUACGGCCGCUCCCACGCCGGCGGCACCUCGUACGUACCGCAAAACGAGUUCCCCGUCUUCGCGCACAGCGGCGAUGUCGAAAUUCUGGUCCGCGCCGGCGCCGUCGAGAAUCGCUAUCUACUGCACCGCCACACCCUGACGCGCUGCAGCGGCUUCUUCGAGGCCAGCACCUCGUCCGAGUGGUCCAAGGCACGGCCGCUUCUCGCCGGGGGGAACGAGCUCGCGCGCAUCGGCGAGGACCCGGCUUCGCUGUCGGACCGCAUCGAUGGGGAUGCACAGGGACUAACGGGCGCUAUGCCGCGCAAGAUGUGGAGGUAUGAGCUCGAUCCUGGCGCGGGCGAGGGUGACGUCCCCAUGCUUGUGCAAAGAGACGACAUGCGCGGCGGCGACGCCUCCAAGUCCGCGAUUCCCUCCAUCUUCGGCGCGGGUUCGAGCGUCGGCGCGUCAGCGCUCAAGUCGAGUCUGCGCAAAGGCGCCAGCGGCCACUCGCACUCAUCGUCUGUGCCAUCCAACCACGUCUCCUUCACCCGGUCCGUCGCCAACCUGAGUCUUGGCCCGAGCCUCUCCCAAGCCGACGAAGAUAUCCUGCGCGACUACGACAACCUGUUACGCAUCUUCUACAACUAUCCCCCGAUGCUGGACGCCAUCAACGUGGCUGAUGCCUAUGUACAAUGCAAGUCGCUGCUUGGUCUCGCAGACCUCUACGAUGCCCUCCCCGUAGUCGGUCCGCGCGUCGAUCACCACCUGCUGCAGUUCCAAUCGCGCCUCUGGAAGCAGAUUGCCAAGUACCCGAUCUCGUACCUGCGCUUGGGUUAUCUCGCCCGCAGCAAGGUAAUAUUCCAGGAAGCUUUAAUUCACGUGGUUGGUCAGUGGCCGGCUGGCGAGCGCAGCCUGCGCGCCGCGUUGCCGGACGUGGUGCUGGACAUCAUCGAAGACAAGGUGGACGAGCUUGAGGAGGCCGUUAGCCGCGUCGAAGGUCGCCUCUUCCGUCUGAGUCUAAAAACGCCGAGGGGCGAGCGCGUGACGCCGUCCAACAACUAUCUCGAGUGGCUCGUCAUCAGCCUCUUUCGGCAGUGGCUCGCCGACAACACGGCGCCGCAGCCCCCUCCCGACCGAAACGGGCGCAGUGGCCACCACCACCACCCGUCGCUGCCGCCCGCGGUGCCACCACUGACGUCGGUCGGUCGCGCGUACCGCACGCUCGGCUCUGGCAAUUCAGCCGCCUUCCUCGGUCACGACGAUUGCAAAAAGUUCCUCAAGCUGACGCCGGAGCUGUACACGCGCGAAAACCUCCGCCGCUUUGAGAAGCGCAUGGACGAGAUCAAGGCCAUGGCGCGCGACAUUGUGCGCCCCCUCCUCGGAAGCGGCCUCGAGCUAGACUUGGCCGGCUCGAGCCGAACUUCGGACGGCAUCAGCUAUCUCACAUGCACGGCGGUCGGCAACAGGGACCUGCCCUGGCUGACCGACAGUUGA
This is a messenger RNA of Purpureocillium takamizusanense, 1617 nucleotides long. RefSeq lists its product as uncharacterized. The coding region runs from base 1 to 1617 and encodes 538 amino acids. The transcript has a single exon. Lineage: Eukaryota; Fungi; Ascomycota; Sordariomycetes; Hypocreales; Ophiocordycipitaceae. The record is from RefSeq and is a predicted model, not a curated record.